This is a messenger RNA of Coniosporium apollinis CBS 100218, 1713 nucleotides long. RefSeq lists its product as uncharacterized. The coding region runs from base 1 to 1713 and encodes 570 amino acids. Lineage: Eukaryota; Fungi; Ascomycota; Dothideomycetes. The record is from RefSeq and is a predicted model, not a curated record. The transcript is spliced from 2 exons.
AUGCAUCCGAAGAUCUUGCUACCAACAGCAUCAAGCUCACAGUAUCUUUACAGCCAGCGCAAGCAAGCAGAGCGCGCCUCGAAGAUUGCUACCCUACCGAAACCCUACCUCUCUCCUCUGGCACCCGAAGAGCGGACCAUACUCGGCAAGCCGAUCCAGGAGCUCGUCCAAGAUGUCCAGAAGCAGAUCACCAGCCCCGUCGACGUCCUCCGCGCCUACGGCAAGGUCGCCAUCUCGGCGCAACACAAGACAAACUGCCUGACAGAGAUCCUGUUUCCCGAAGCCGAAGAAUGGAUAGAGCGGGGCGAGAUAAACCUGAAGGGACCACUUGCCGGCAUACCCGUCUCCCUCAAAGACUCGGUAGCCGUCGGCGGCUUCGACGUGAGCGUAGGCUACUCCUGCAACACCGGAAAGCCCUACCCAGUCGACGGCUCCAUGGUCCGCAUCCUCAAAGACGCCGGCGCCGUCCCCUUCGUCAAGACCAACCUCCCCAUCACCCUCCUCUCCUUUGAGUCCACCAACGACGUCUGGGGCCGGACAACCAACCCUCACAACCCCAAAUACUCCCCCGGCGGCUCCACAGGCGGCGAAGCAGCCCUCCUGGCAUUCGGAGGUAGUCGCAUAGGCAUCGGUAGUGACGUGGCAGGCUCAGUCCGCGCGCCCGCCCACUUCUCUGGCUGCUACUCCCUGCGCUGCUCAACGGGGCGCUGGCCAAAAAUGGGCAUGAACACCAGCAUGCCCGGGCAGGAAGGCAUCCCGAGCGUCUUCAGCCCCAUGGCGAGGACCCUGAACGACCUGACCUACUUCACGUCCAGUUUCGUCGGCAUGGAACCCUGGAAGUACGACCAUAGUGUCCACCCUAUACGCUGGCGCAGCGAUGUCACAGAAGAAUACCGCACCAAGCCCAGGUUCCGCAUCGGCGUCAUGCGCACCGACGGCGUCGUGGACCCGUCCCCGGCCUGCGAACGUGCGCUGCAGAACACGGUCAAGGCGCUGACGGUUGAGGGGCAUGAAUGCUUCGACGUUACGCCGCCGUCGCCCUACGAGGCGCUUGUCAUCGGUUCCCAGCUCCUCAACGCGGACGGCUGCCGCACAUUCCGCUCCUUCUUCCGCGCCGGCGAGUGGGAGGACCCCGGGGCAAGGCAGAUGAGCUUCUAUAUGGCGCUGCCGCGGCCGUUCAGGUGGAUCCACUACUUGUGGGUCAAGUACGUUCGCAAGGACGACGUCUGGGCAGGGCUCCUCAAGGAGUUCUCGGAGAAGAGCGCGUUUGAGCAGUGGAGACUCGUUGCCAGGCGGGAGGCGUACAAGGCGCGCUGGCAUGAUUGGUGGCGCGAGGAAGCGAAGAUGGAUUUCAUGCUUACGGUGCCGAAUGCGACGCCGGCUGUGCCGCAUGGAGGGAUGAAAGAGGCGGUUAGCAGCUGCGGGUAUACGUUUCUGUUCAAUUUGCUCGAUUACACCUGCGGCAUCAUACCCGUGACGCACGUAGAUAGAGUCCUGGAUAUGCUGCCGCCAAGCUUCUCUGUGGAGAAGCUGAACGGGGUUGCACAGGGCGCAUAUGAGUACUACGACGCCAUCAAGAUGGAGGGACUGCCCGUCGGUGUUCAGGUCGUGGGACAGCGGCUGCAGGAGGAAAAGGUGCUCGCGAUCAUGGAGAGGGUAGAAGAUGCGCUGGAGAAGCAUGGCGGGAAGUACGAGUUGCUGGAGGUUGAGUAG